CCGGCUGCGGUCCUACAACUGUCUCCCUCUCCUCGGCCGCAGAGACCCCCCCAGUGCAUUCGUCCGGUGGGCUCUCUGAGGAGUUCAUCUAAACUUUGCUGGCGGCCGUAAAUACACUCCCUGCGGACUGAGCGAUGGCCGGAGCGAUGGGACCCAAGCGGCAGGACACCCGGAAAUUUUUCGAGAAUCUGUCUGGCGCUGGAAAAUCCAUCGCAGUGCUGACCAGCGGCGGAGAUGCUCAAGGUAUGAAUGGAGCUGUCCGGGCCGUCGUCCGAAUGGGCAUUUAUGUAGGAGCCAAAGUCUACUUUAUUCACGAGGGGUACCAGGGGAUGGUAGACGGUGGAGACAACAUCAUAGAGGCGACGUGGGAAAGUGUCUCUAGUGUUCUGCAAGUG
Molecule: messenger RNA, 395 nt
Organism: Fundulus heteroclitus (mummichog)
Lineage: Eukaryota; Metazoa; Chordata; Actinopteri; Cyprinodontiformes; Fundulidae
Product: ATP-dependent 6-phosphofructokinase, platelet type-like
Exons: 3
Biological process (GO): fructose 6-phosphate metabolic process; canonical glycolysis; fructose 1,6-bisphosphate metabolic process
Cellular component (GO): membrane; 6-phosphofructokinase complex
Molecular function (GO): identical protein binding; 6-phosphofructokinase activity; monosaccharide binding
Source: RefSeq, a predicted model, not a curated record